AUGUGCCAGUGGGUACACUUGGUGACUGUCACCGUGUCUUUGUUUUUCACUUCAGCUUCCGGAGUGAUCCAAUGGGGUGAUCCCAGCUGCUGGUCGGGAUGGCUAAUGCAUGAGCUGUGCUGUUAUCCGCUCCCGAAAGCAGGCAAGGUCGGGCAGCUUCCGAUACAAGAAAAUGGCUUCACACCAUGCUGGAAUGAGAACCGAAACGUCUCGCGCUGCUGCCGACCUCGAGGCUCCUUUUUCCGGAUCAGUCGAGCCAUUCCCUCAAGACUCAAGGGCCUCCUGCAAGGCUGUGAUGCACCAACAUGGCAAAACUUCAUAUUCAAGGUCCGGAUGACUUCCGGGAUAUUGUUGUCUCUGGAUACCAAGGAGACGAAUUGGUUUCGGUACUAUGGUCUCCCGAUGUCACGGCGCAAGGUUGCUGGUUCCUGUGUUAUUGGCGGGGCAAUACAUCGUAUACUGUGGGACUACUUGUCCUUGGAUGUGUCAGCAGACUCCGGGGAGGCAUUAGACGUGCUCACGUUUGCAGAUGCGCAGCUCAGACCCUGGGGUGGCCUCUUCAAUGCUUUUGGCAUGACAUUAGAGCAGUUGCGCUUCAUCCGAUCAUUGCAGCUACUGCAAAACUACUACACGAACCAACCCGUUCGCAGGAAAUUUAAACUGCAACAGUUUCCGUCGAAAUUUACGACCGGUGCCCCGUUGGCUUUUGAUUUCGGCGCUUCCGGCGGAUUGGACACGGAGUUUUACCUGCACUCCGGCUUGAGGGUCGUUUCCGUCGAAGGGAACGUCCAGGCACUGCGGAAGCUUCGCUCACGUCUCAGGCGUUUCGAAGACCGCCGGAACUUAACUUUGGUUCAUGCUGUGGCGGGUGCAAGCUCCGCUCCGGAGGUGGCAAAGUUCAGGGUCGAUGAGCACCAACCCGAAGUAUCUGGAUUGUGGGAUGGCCGGUCCACCGAGGAUGCAAAAGUUGAAGUGGUGCCACGACGAGCCUGCGGGGCUUUGUAUUCUCAAUUUGCACGCCGCAGCCGUCGAAGCCGAUCCGAGUACGUCAAGAUCGAUUUGGAAGGGAUGGAUGUGCCAUGUCUGGAAAGCCUUCUUCGAAACACAAGCGGGCCGCACCGUGCGCAGCCACAAGCAGCUCUACGGGGCAAAGCGUCGAAUUCCAGUGCCAAGUUUCGCCCGCUUGCCCCGAAAUUCGUGUCCAUCGAGUUGCCAAGACCCUACUCUUCCGACCUCGUUGAAACGAAGGCCCUGGAAACGGCCAACAUGUUGCGCGGCUUACUGAGAGGUCGCUAUUGUGCGGCAAAGCUUUGUCGCCAGCACAUCUACAACAUAAGAUAUGUUGAGGGGCUGGGGGUCCUCUCUAGACAUGGCUUGGGUUCAUCGGGCCUCUUUGGCAAUGCUGCGGUGGAUUGGAGAGUUGGGGAGGAAUGGAGGCCCUUGGAAGCAGUGCUCGCCGAGAUGCCGCAAGCUGGCAUGCUUGGGCUCUUGAGCUUGGAUUGGUUUGAUCUGCACCUGCGCCACUGCUAG
Messenger RNA from Symbiodinium natans, 1530 nucleotides. The record is from the annotation of a GenBank genome assembly. NCBI's taxonomy places the organism in Eukaryota, Dinophyceae, Suessiales, Symbiodiniaceae.